CUGAUUCCCAGCUGGAAUGAAUUUAAAAAGAAACGCUAAACCAUUCCCAGAUGGAAACUCAGACACAUCUACUUCUUUCUUGUUGUAUUUUAUUUACGUGUGUGGGGAUUUAAACUCGGGGUCACUGCCCAAGGCCACUGGAUUGUCUGUCUCUGCAGGACUAAACCAACCUCAUUCACCUGCAUAUAGUGGUAAUAUUAUGAACACUUAUUAUUAUUUCUUGUUAUUUUUAUUGGGAAUCUCUUGGCAUGGUGAUGGCCUGGUUUCAAGCGUUUUGGCCUCCCACUUAGUCCCGCUCUCACCACCAUCACCACACAAUCAUAUGGACAUAGAGAUGAACAACACUGAAGGUCCACAAGAUAUUAAUAAAGCAUUCCAAUUAUUUGAUGCUAACUUUUUCAGCAAUACGAAGAAGCAAGAGAUUGUGAAGGGUACAAAAGAGUUCAAUAUCCCAAUAAUCAGAGCUAAUAGGGAACUAGUUGCUUCCACUAAUGGAGGUUUGCAUUACCCAUCAGUUUUGGUCUUCAAUCCAGAGUGGGGCAUUAAUACUAAUGGACAAGAACAAGGAGGCAAAAGAUUCAAAUAUCCUUAUUGUCUAAGCGGUGACAUAAAAAGGCCACAAAAUGAAGAAGAUAUUGCUUUCAUGGAUAUUCUUGAACUUGGAGAACUUAUUAGGACAAAGCAAAUUACAUCCACAGAGCUUACUCAAAUCUUUCUGAGAAGAUUAAAAAGGUACAAUCAUGUUCUUGAGGCUGUGGUAACUUACACUGAAGAAUUAGCGUACAAGCAAGCAAAAGAGGCUGAUGAUUUGCUAGAACAAGGAGUGUAUUUGGGUCCUCUCCAUGGGAUUCCUUAUGGAUUGAAGGAUAUAAUUUCAGUACCCCAAUACAAAACAACAUGGGGUGCAAAAACUUUUAAGGAUCAAGUUAUUGACAUUGAAGCUUGGGUUUACAAGAGGUUGAAAUCUGCAGGUGCGGUUCUUGUUGCCAAGCUUGUUACUGGAUCUCUAGCCUAUGAUGAUAUCUGGUUUGGUGGUAGGACUAGAAAUCCAUGGAACAUUGAGGAAUAUUCCACAGGUUCAUCAGCUGGACCUGCUGCAUCCACUUCAGCAGGAUGCUUUUGUUAUGUGACAGGUAUGGUUCCAUUUGCAAUUGGAUCAGAAACAUCUGGUUCCAUAACCUACCCUGCAGCUCGUUGUGGCGUCACGGCCUUGCGUCCAACUUUUGGCACGGUUGGUAGAACUGGUGUGAUGAGCAUAUCAGAAAGCUUGGAUAAGCUUGGCCCAUUUUGUAGAAGUGCAAUAGAUUGUGCAAUUAUUUUGGACACAAUUAGAGGAAAGGAUCCAGAUGAUAUUUCAUCAAGAGACAUUCCCUUUGAUGAUCCAUUCUUAGUGGACAUAAAAAAUCUGACUGUUGGAUAUCUUGAUGAUGCUGCUAUGGAGGUUGUCAAUGUUCUUGUAUCAAAGGGUGUUAAUGUUGUUCCAUUCAAACUAAACUAUACAGUUGAUUCUGUUCAAGGAAUUCUCAAUUUCACAAUGGAUGUGGACAUGUUGGCGCAUUUUGAUAAGUGGCAGCGUUUAGGUGAGGAUGAUGAAUAUGAAGCUCAAGAGCAAUGGCCAACCGAACUUGCCCGUGCACGCUUAAUUCCGGCUGUGGACUAUGUGCAGGCACAAAGAGCAAGAGGAAAGUUAAUUGGAGAAGUAAGAGAAAGAUUGAGCGGUGUGGAUGCAGUGAUUGGAAAUGCAACAGAUUGGGAAAAAGUUUGUUUGGGAAAUCUUGUGGGUAUGCCUGUAAUUGUCAUUCCCACAGGAUUUACUGAUGUAUCCAAUGUUCCACCUUCCACCAAUAGUACUAGACGAAGAACCACCGUUACCACUGGCAUUUAUGCUCCUCCUCAGCGAGAUCACAUUGCUUUGGCACUGGCAAUUGCUUAUCAGUCAGUCACUGAUCACCAUAAGCAGCGCCCACCUAUUGAUGAUAAUUGAUCAAUGACCAUGUUUAGUAAUCACUCAUAUCAAUAAAGGCAAAUAUAAAAUUUAAAAAAUUACGAUAAUAAUCAUAAAAGUGAAAUACUUAGUACAUGAAAUAUUGAGACCAGUAUAUGUAACUCCAUUUUUGUUAA
Ziziphus jujuba (common jujube) is the source of this 2121-nucleotide messenger RNA. RefSeq lists its product as uncharacterized. The record is from RefSeq and is a predicted model, not a curated record. Bases 17 to 1984 code for a protein of 655 amino acids. The transcript is spliced from 10 exons. Lineage: Eukaryota; Viridiplantae; Streptophyta; Magnoliopsida; Rosales; Rhamnaceae. Gene Ontology annotation, molecular function: catalytic activity.